UCACAAGCAUCCAUGUUGUUUUGAUCUCAACCAAAAUAAACCAAAUUCUGCCAUCUUCUGGCCAUAGUUAGGAAUUGUUCUUUUUCUUUAACUUUCCCAUCCUUAAAAAAAUAAAAUAAAAUUAGUUGACAGCAAUUGACGUUGACAGCGUUCAGACUGAAUAUUAUUUCAGGAUCUGUGGACACAAAUCAGUCAUUUUUUCGUAUUAUGACGGUCACAAGAUAUGACAUUUUGAGAAUGUGAUUAUUUGGGACAAUACGUCACACUCAUGUACAACUGUACUUCAUGUUUCGUAUUUAUACUGAAUGUACUAGCUACAUUUUGAUAGCAAUCAAGACAAAUACAAGAAAUCAUGAAAUAUCAGCAAUAUAUUUGGCAAAAAUACAUAUUUGAUGAUCAAGUCAUGACAAAAAAAAUAAUAAAAAACUCAGCUGACAGAGUCGGCUAGUUGUAUGGAUGGACAAAAAUAUUCUGAAAAUUCCAAACACAGGAGGUCCUUGGUCAAAGACAGCAGCCACCGAACAAAAAAACAAUAAUAUAUUGUUAUAGAAUUAAAAAUGAACAAAAAAAUUAUUACAAAUGACACUUCUCUCUCUCUCUCUCUUUCUCGCUCUCUCUCAGAUACAUCCACCCAUCUUCCUCUUCCAUCCUCCUCCUCCUCCCAUCCCCUAACAGCUGCAUCUCUCCAGCCUUCCUUGACGCCGACUCCCCCAUACUGAUGAGCCCAGAGAGCCACGCACCUCCUCCUGACGUUGCCUCCUCUCCCUCACACCGGCUUGCGCAACAACAGUGAACGAGCGAGCCAUGGAAGUGCAGCCCCCCGUCCUCCCCACCGCAGCCUGACACUCUCGCCGGCUCCUCCGUACUCCCAACGCGGACCUUCGGCGCCGAUUCGUCCUGAGAGACGGGGAUGCGCGCAUCGUCGCUACCGCCACGACCGCCGCCCGGCCAGUCUUACAUCGGUGUCACUACCUCCGAUUGGAUUCAGCAACCGUGAGCACAUCUGAAGCUAUGCCCGACUCGAACGCGCCACUACCCAGCUGCAGUCCUCCUUUUCCUCGGCACAGUCCCUCGGGCUCCCUCGCUACCUGCCCGGAGGCACCGAUGCAAGCUUGCUGAAGAGAAAAGAAGAAUAAGAAAAUAAACGCCCACAAUCGAAGACUUCUACCCCCCUCCCCCUUUUUGUUUUUUGUGGGGCCGGAAUUCAAAGCCUGACUUGACUGCUUCUCCCUUGGAUCAUGCAGAGAUUAUUACGACGUUAAAGGAGAGAGAAAAGAAAGGAUGGAGCCGGUUAUGUGCGUCGUGGGGCUGCUGGCGCUGCUCGUGGAGGGCAUCCGUUGCCAAGGAGUAUACGCCCCCCCUACGGUCCGCAUCAUUCACUCGGGUCACGCGUGCAACGUGGAAGAGGAGCGACACACGGAGCGUGUCUACACCAUCCGCGAGGGAGAGACGCUGGAGUUGAGCUGCCUAGUGACGGGGCAUCCUCGGCCGCAGAUCCGAUGGACCAAGACGGCCGGCAGCGUGUCGGACCGCUUCCAGGAUUCCAGCGUCUUCAACGAGACGCUGCACAUCGCCAAGAUCUUGAGGACGCAGGGCGGGCGCUACUACUGCAAGGCGGAGAACGGCCUCGGCUCGCCCGCCAUCAAGUCCAUCCGGGUGGACGUCUACUAUCUCGAUGAGCCGGUGGUGACGGUGCACCAGAGCAUUGGGGAGGCGAAGGAGCAGUUCUACUACGAGCGGACGGUUUUCCUACGCUGCGUGGCCGUCUCCAACCCGCCGGUUCGCUACAGCUGGCACCGCGGCCGCGAAGUGCUGACCCAGGGCUCGGACAAGGGCGUGGAGAUCUAUGAGCCUUUUUUCACGCAGCUGCAGGGAGAAACGAAGAUCUUGAAGCUGAAGAACCUGCGGCCGCAAGACUACGCCAACUACAGCUGCGUGGCCUCCGUCAGGAACGUGUGCGGCAUUCCCGACCGCAGCGUCAUCUUCCGGCUCACCAACAAGACAGCCUCGCCGUCCAUCAAGCUGCUGGUGGAGGACCCCAUCGUGGUGAACCCCGGCCAGACGGUGUCGCUGGUGUGCAUCACCACCGGCGGCGAGCCGUCGCCGCUCCUCACGUGGCUCAGCGCCAACGACAGCCUGCCGCAGAAGAGCAUGGUGAAGGGCGGCACGCUCACGCUGCCGGCCAUCAGCUCGGGCGAGGCCGGCGUCUACAGUUGCGUGGCCAGCAACAACGUGGGCAACCCGGCCAAGAAGUCCACCACCAUAAUUGUUCGAGCAUUGAAAAAGGGCCGCUUCUGGAUCACUCCCGACCCGUACCACAAUGACGACAACAUCCAGAUUGGUCGGGAAGUCAAGAUAUCUUGUCAGGUGGAGGCCACGCCCCCGGAGGAGCUCACCUUCAGCUGGUUGAAGAACGGCCGCGCCCUGCGCAGCUCGGAACGCAUGGUCAUCACGCAGACGGAUACGGACAUCUCGCCCGGCACCACCAACCUGGACAUCAUCGACCUCAAGUUCACCGACUUCGGCACGUACACAUGCGUGGCGGCGCUGAAGGGCGGCGGCAUUCCCGAGAUCAGCAUCGACGUCAACAUCUCCUCCACGACUGUCCCUCCUCUGUUUUUCUCUUUCUUAGUUCCUCCCAACCUGACAGUCCCCCGGGGCAAGUCCCCCCUGGUGGCCCGUGAGGGUGACACGGUGGAGCUGGAGUGCCUUGUUUCAGGGAAGCCCAAGCCUAUCAUUCUGUGGUCGCGGGCCGACAAGGAGGCGCCCAUGCCGGACGGAAGCAUGCAGAUGGAGAGCUAUGACGGAGCGCUGCGCGUCGUCAACGUGACGCGGGAGAUGACCGGAUCGUACCGAUGUCAGACCAGCCAGUACAACGGAUUCAACGUGAAGCCCCGCGAGGCCGUGGUGGAGCUCAUCGUCCAAUACCCCCCAACGGUGGAGCCGGUCCACACGGAGCUGCGCCAGGGCCUGGGCCGGCCCGUGGUCAUGACGUGCCGGGUGCUGCGGGCGCACCCGUCGCGCGUGCUGCGCUUCGAGUGGCUGCUGUCCAAUCGGCUGCUGCACGCCGGCCCUUUCGACACGCAGCGGGACGACACCGAGUACACCAUCCGCAGCCUGAACCGCGACGGCUGGGGCGAAUACACCUGCAAAGUCAUCAACGAGGCCGGUGCGGGAAAGUGCACUUUCCACGUCACAGGCAAGGCCUACUCUCCUGAGUUCUACUACGACACCUACAGUCCUCUCUGGCAGAACCGGCCCAGGAUCUAUGACUUCAAGCUCCAGUGGACGCAGAUGAACCCCAACGCCGUCGAUCGCAUCGUGGCCUACAGACUCGGUCUCAGACAGAUGGGACAGCAGCGAUGGUGGGAGCAGGAGAUUCCCGUGAACUGGACGAUCAAUAAGGGAGAGCUCAUCACCCAUAACCUGACGGAGCUCAUCAAGCCUGAGUCCUACGAGGUGCGUCUCACCCCCAUCACCCGUUUCGGCGAGGGCGACUCCACCGUGAGGAUCGUCACCUACAGCGCUCCCAUCAACCCUCACCUAAGAGAGUUCCACUGCAGCUUCGAGGAGGAGCCCAUCUGCUUGUUCACCCAGGACAAGAACGACGACUUUGAUUGGACGCGGCACAGCGCCGCCACCCGCGACACCAAGUACACGCCCAACACGGGGCCCAGCGGCGACCGCGCCGGCUCCAAGCAGGGUUUCUACAUGUACAUCGAAACAUCGAGGCCGCGGAAGGAAGGCGAUCAGGCGCGGCUCGUCAGUCCCUUUUUCAACAUCGUCCCGAAGAACCCCUACGGCAUCACCAAUCCGCCAGCCUACUGCUUUGGCUUCUUUUACCACAUGUAUGGGAAACACAUCGGGACGCUAAAUGCCUUAGUGAAACAAAAGGGCCUGGUGGGCUCAGAUGUGCCAGUGUGGUCGCUAACCGGCAACCAAGGGGAGCGCUGGAAGCAGGCCAAAGUCAGCGUCCAUCCGACCGCGUCGUUUCAGGUGGUACUCGAGGGAAUCCGAGGACCGGGCAUCGAGGGAGACAUCGCCAUCGAUGAUGUCACGUUGGAGGAAGGGGAGUGUCGAGACCCGCCGCCCAACCUCAGUGCCAUCGCUCAGUCCACUUCCCUGCAUAUAUGGCUGCUGUGCGUCACCGUGGUGAUGACCCUCCUGGAGGGCCAAAGGUGACCCUUCCGGUCGUCGUCUCAAGAGGCUUACCUUCAGACCUGCCGUCUGUGAGCUGUACCCUCGGCAUCCCGUCACCAAAGAUUCACGCAUCCCGAAAGCGACGACGGUGCCCCCCCCCCCUCCUCCUCUUCCCCUCCAAGCCCUAGUGGACCGCAUACCUGUUCGGGGCAGAAACGAAGACACUAAACUGUGAUUUUUUUUUUUUAUGGAAGAAAAAGUAAUAAUAGAGAUGUGCUCAUUUUUUUUGAAGGGGUGGGGGGCGAAUGACAGUGCAGCACUCCUUGGUGCGGGACUCUAGACGAGCACAAAAGGGUUCACUUUGGCGGUGCGUCGAAGGAGGGGCAGUUUGUAAAGCACAAGAACAAUUUCGUGAAGUUAUAUGAAUUUAAAAAAAGAAAUAAAUAUAUAUAAAUAGAUCUAUCUUUGCAGGGCAGCAGAAUAUAAAUGCUGCUGACAUUUUGGAAGAGGAAAUUGAAUCAGAACUUUCUCUGUGUAUCUUUAUCUUCAUUUCCCCUUGCACCAGAGGCCAGUUGCUUGUUUUUGUUUUGUUUUUUGGGGGGGGGGUUUACCCCACCGGCCUCAGUUUUUUUUUGUUUGUUUGUUCUUUUUAUCUGCUUGGUGCUGUUCUGAAGAAAAUCAAGACCUAUGGCAACGUUUUGCUCUGUCUGCUUUAAGACCCCCCCCCCCCUCUCGCUGCCCCCUGACUCCCAUCCCACAUGGCCGCCUAUGUACUUUUUACACUGUGCCCACGAGUCCAAGUGGCCAACCGAUGGUACGACGGCAGAACAAAAGAAAAUAGCUGAAAUGACAGCAAGGGCGCAGGGCGAAAAAAAAAAAAAAGAAAAGAAAAGGUCGAGAAGUCCAGGACAUGAUUGAUUACGGGGAGACGCUUCGAUGAACGAGGCCUGACACAGUCGAGCUGGUCCGCCGGAGACAAAGAAGAAGCCACUUUUCUUUCUGCCAUGAAACGAAGUGCCUUCACGAUUACAAUGCGGAAUCGCAAGCCCGGCUGUCGCGCAACAUCGGACACACACGUCCAUUCUUCAUCUGAUGGGCUAUUUUCUACAUGUGUCUCUUUUUGCCCCGCCUCCCCCCACCACCACCACCACUCCCCCACACAAGUGCUGACGGGGUAUUUGAGUCUUGUAGACCAAGGACCAUUUGCAAGACCGCAGGCUUGGAAACUAAACAAGAAAAUGUCAGCUCUGGAUAUUUUUCCAUGGAUAAAAGACACUUGUUGGUUUUUCUUUUUUAAAUAAUCAAAAACAAGAGGAACUUUAGACGAAGCGCUCAUCUCCGCCGCCAUUUUUACGACAACACUACCAAGAACACAAACAGAUCUGAAUCCUAAGAAGAAUAAUGAUGAUGAGAAUAAUAAUGUUGAUAAUAGUCCUGAUAUUUUAUUACUCCAGCGAGAAUGUUUCUCCCGCUUUUACACACAAACUGUGAAGAUAUUUGACUGUGGAUGAUCUACCUGAGACCAUAACCUUAACCAGCGGGGGUUUUUAAGAAAUGUACAAACAAAACAAAACGACAAAAACGGAACAAAAACAACAACCAAGAAAAUUAGAACAUUUCCUGUUCAUCGUUGUUUAUGACAAAUGCUUUGAGGACUUGUCUUGCCACCCCUCCGACCCCCGACCCCCUUUCUAUUCUUUCGGCUCCCAUGCAUUUCGGAAAUAUCCAAACGGAUGGAAGCGUUUGGGAUGAUGCCAAUCGUGUACGUUGUAUAAUUUGUAAAUGUUAAAAAAAAAUCUCUUUGGCAGAGGUUGACGAUCAGUGUUUUAUGUUGGCAUCAGGGAAGCACAACAUUUGAGCUCAAACAAAAAAUGCAUUUUUAUUUUAUUUUUUUUAAGUUCAUAGAUUGUUCAGCUUCAGCCUAACCUAAAUUUAUUUAGCUUCUCCCAAAAGGAGAAACAGCAGGUCCUCGGUUGACACUGGCGGUCCCAAAUUUGUCGAUUAAGCCACGCUAACGGAGCAUUUGAGUAAUAAUUAAAGCAAAUACAGUAUUUGCGUGGAAAACACUUCUUGGAAAUCAAUAUAAACCAAUUAAAUUAAUAAGACAAAGUGCGGCAGCAGCUAGGUAAAAUGUGUGCCCGCUUUGUCACCUCAAAACGACUUAGUUUCCUGACGCCAGUUUGUCCGUUUUUGUCUUGGGAGAUCUGCAACUCCAAAUUUGGUUCAGGUUCUAAAUAAAUCUUUGCUCCAGAAAGCUGAAAUGUCUUCAGGGCGGCGGCAAAUGUAGCCCAGCGGAAGCCGGAAUUUGCUGAUUCAUGGCGCACCGAGAACCUGAAAUGAUGAUAAAUAUUCUGAGCAAAACAGAGCACAAUGAUGGGCUUCCUGCUGUUAUUAUUUAAAACGAUUCAUCCUUGUGUUUAUGCUCCCACAAGGCACUGCUCAUAAUGAAUGUAGGCAGUGCCUUUAGGGGGGGGGGGGGGGGGUUGGGGCAGGGGAGACAUUUUGUUUGCUUCUUUAUGGUGAGAAACUUUCCACAUCCAGAAGUUGGUCUAACUUUUGAAGCGGUAGCUCCUUGCUAUCAUCCGUCGCUUUUUAUACAACGUCGCGGCUCAUGAAAAGUAACAGCGUUUGGUUUAGGGAUGGCCCGCAGCCAUGUAUCCCUCUGGAAUAGCUCCGCCCCCUUCCGCUGAGCAACAGCUGAAUCCCAGCUCCACGUUCGGAACCAAAACAAAAGCAAAUCUGUCGUUGGCUGACCAGAGUUGAGAAGCAUUGAAGUGACACAGUAUGUUCACAAAUGGGACUUUUGACACUCGGGCAGCACGUGCAAGAAAACAUUUUUGUUUCUCAUGUACCGUUACGGCCCCCAGAAUCCUCCACUCUGAAUAUAAGCCUGCAUUUUUGUACAUGCGGACAUUCCCGCAGGGUUAAUGCAUACACAUCCAGAGGAUUUACCGGUUUGGAAAAAUGUAAACAUUGAGAUUUGAUGGCUCCACUCUGGUUGAUGGAGAGACUUUUGUGUGGCUGAAAGGCUGUGAAAUGUUCAUCGACAAAUGAGGGGAAAAACGAGUGCAAAGUAGAGCUUUCGACGUCACUGAGGUUUUGCCAUUUAUGUCAAAUUUAUAUUUUUUUCCCUCGUCAAAUAUCGGCGUACCAUGCUUUGUGUAAGCCUGAGGCAUUUCGUCCAGUCUGUGUUGCUUCGCUGACAAAGCAACGCUCGUAUGACAUAAAAACAAACAAAAAAAAACAAGACAGUCGUUCAUGCGUCUUUAGUAUCCGCACAACUGUUCUCGAGUUGUUUUGGGUCAGGUGCGUGCGCCCCGUCGAGAUAUAAAGUGGAAAUUGCUUUUUUGUUGUUGUUGUUUGUGGCCCUGCAGAAAAAAAAAGCAUGACACUAAUUGAUUUUGUGUUGCACGGUUGCCAUCUGCUUGGCGGGCGGAGGGGAUGCGCUCCUGCAGACAGGAAUAGCGCUUUCUUCACCAAGGCGCUCCAUUUGCCACGCUCCGUCCGUUACCUUGGCGCCAGAUAAAUUGGACAAGUUAAUUAAAUAUUAGGGCUAUUGACGAUGAAGGGAAGGAAUAAGGACGCGUUGCCAUUUAACACUCUUGGGUUUCGGCUUUGAUGAAGCCAUAAUACAUUUGUUAGGAGAGCUACUUGCUGCUCACUGAAUCAUGAUAAUAUCCCGAAAGGGAAGGAAAUCUGUUUGUGAAUGCAGACUAAAUCCAAAAGCAACGAAGGGGCCGACGAGCGAUCUUUCAAAUUUGACGCCAUGCCAAGCCCACUUCAAAACUUCUCAAUUUUAGCGUCAUCCCUGAUCCGAGGGAGUCUCAAGUGAGCGAGCAGUGCCAACAUUUCCCUCGUCUCCUUAUCAAUCUCGAAAAGGGCUGAGCCACAUUGUGCCAUUCAUCAUGCUGCUUUUUUUCCCCCCAGCCCCUCAGUGUAUAACCAUCCACUAAUUACCACCCGCGCACCAAACCCUGAUCCACUCAACUGUCAUUCUUCUCUGUUUUGUGCUCAGUAUUUAUGCGACAAUCGGGCUCCCCCCGCCUCGGUCCUUUGGAUUUAUCACCCGUUUUUAGUGCCAUACCUGCAACUAAUGAGAGAAAUAAAAAAACAAACAAACAAA
Molecule: messenger RNA, 8263 nt
Organism: Hippocampus zosterae (dwarf seahorse)
Lineage: Eukaryota; Metazoa; Chordata; Actinopteri; Syngnathiformes; Syngnathidae
Product: MAM domain-containing glycosylphosphatidylinositol anchor protein 2-like
Exons: 18
Coding region: 1282-4182 (966 amino acids)
Biological process (GO): cell-cell adhesion
Cellular component (GO): cell-cell junction; membrane
Molecular function (GO): cell adhesion molecule binding
Source: RefSeq, a predicted model, not a curated record